GGUGGCAAAGAAAAUCAAGAAGACAGAGCUGAAUUCUGGAAAUCAUUUAAACCUGGUGUGGAACUUGGAGCGGCAUCGGCUUUGUGGGAGUUCUGGCUGUGAAGUUAGAUCAUCCAUGGAAACAUCUCUGUUUCCUGUUGUCCAGCAACGUGAGGGUCCGCCUCAGCAACUUGAAGGACCGCCUUUAUUUACUUGUAGCAGCAGUUGGUUCGGUGGUGAGAGAGUAUGUAUCCAGAUUGGGAAGAAAGUUGAAGAUGUUUUUGAGUUAAAAGGGCUGCCGGAGUUCACAUUGAAGGGGUUGCUGCUUAUAGCCAAAGUUGAGUCUUCGUUUGGAGCAUUUCCUGCAAACAACAUCUAUAAAUGGGUGCAUUUGUCUUUUAAGACUAUUCUGAUGUGCCCUCUAAAACCAACAUGUCAGGGAGAUGAAAAACACAUAGAUGGCGGUGGCGAAGAAAAUUAUGAUGACAAACAAGUCACUAUGCUGACAAAGCAUUUGUCUGGUGGAAAGGAUUUGGGUGUCUUGGACCUGCCAUAUAACAAUUUUUCUGGGGGAAUUCCAUCCGGUACCCAAAUUGACACUUUUAAUGCUUCUGCAUUUGCUGGUAAUUCUCCACUUUGUGGACAUCCUCUAACACCAACAUGCCCCGAUCAUGAAAAACCUACGGGUGGUGGUGUCAAACACAAUCAAUAUGAAGAAGAUGAAUUCUGAAGAGGUUUUGAACCAAGCAUGGAACUAAGAUUGCCUUUCAGCUUUGUUUUCAAGUUAGAUCAUCCAAAGAAACAUGGUUGGUUCCUGCUGUUCAACUACAUGAAGGUUCACCGCAGCAACUUGAAGGACUUCCUCCGUUUGAUUGUGGCAGCACUUUAUCUGCUGGCGACAGCGAACGCAGUCAGAUUGCUAAGAAAUUAAGUUCAAGUUU
Rubroshorea leprosula is the source of this 920-nucleotide messenger RNA. The record is from the annotation of a GenBank genome assembly. NCBI's taxonomy places the organism in Eukaryota, Viridiplantae, Streptophyta, Magnoliopsida, Malvales, Dipterocarpaceae.